This is a messenger RNA of Penicillium malachiteum, 510 nucleotides long. RefSeq lists its product as uncharacterized. The transcript has a single exon. Bases 1 to 510 code for a protein of 169 amino acids. The record is from RefSeq and is a predicted model, not a curated record. Lineage: Eukaryota; Fungi; Ascomycota; Eurotiomycetes; Eurotiales; Aspergillaceae.
AUGGACUCCUUGGAUAAUGGGUUUGGAAAGCAGGCAAAUCAGGCAGCAGCUCAGAGAAGUGCGUAUUACAAGGGGAGCGCAGUAAUCCCUAUUCAGCACAUUAUCUUCGAUAGGGAGGAUAUAGUCGGACAAAGAGAGUUUGACCAAAAGAAUCUUGAUCGGCUUCAACGGAUCUUCGAGAUUGAGGGGUGUUGGAACCUUUACCCAGAGUACCGCAUUGCUGUUACCAUCGACCAGUCAGAUCUUGAGUGGUCACUUGUUAAUAACAAUGUUUCACUCGAGGUACUCAUGGAUCCUAGAGAGCAGCCUUUCCUAAACUUCCGCAAUGGCACAAAGCUAAGGUGUAUUUACGGGAAGCAUCGUAUCAAGGCGUCUUCUAUGUGUGGUGAGACUACAUGGCUUGUUGACCUUUAUCUUGGAUGUAAGUACGGCAAUGUAUCCACUCAUCCCUUCGAAGAAGCUAAGGUUAUCCAGCAAUACCGUACGAGGCACUUCUCUCUCUGCAAGUAG